AUGAUGCUUCCAGCAAGCCAGAUCCUGGUGCCGCUGCUGCUGCAAGAUUUCGACAUCAACUGGAAGCCGUCGAGUCCGCCGAACAAGCGCGCGAGGCUGCGCGAGUUCAAGCACUGCAUUCCCCACGACGGGCACGAGUGGCUCAAGUACGGCCAGAAGGACAUCUCAGGCGGCCGCUUCUCACGGCAUUAUUUCCGCUGCAGCCACUCCGACAACGGCGGACGCCGCUGCCCUGCGCGCCGAGUGGUCGACGUGCACACGCUUUUCGGCCAGCCUGGCGCCUCUGACAUUGCUCCACGUGUCAUCUACUCGGGCAAGCACAACCACGCGCAGCCUGCCUCUCGCACCCCCUCCGAGAACGAGUCUCUGUUAACGAAUCCCACAUUCCCUACAGAGCGCGCCAAUCUCACUGCUACUGGUAGUAUGCGGGAGCAGCUUGCAAUCACAGGUCACAUGUUCCCGCUCCCGCGUGCACAGCUGCAGCAUUCUCCAUGCUCUGAGAAGCGGCAGCACCAUGCGACCACACUCGACCUAUCUGUGAUUUGCAGCGGCUUGGCGAAGGAAGAUGGCGAGAGGUGUGACAACUCGUGCCCGCUCACACCCACCACGCCCAGCUCGCCACCACCGCUGUCCCCGCCACUGUCCGCCCCGCUGUCUCCGCAGUCGUCCCCAGCGCCUUCCACGCCGGUUUCCCCGCGGACUCCCCUUUGGCUCUGGGCGGUAUCAUCCAGCAGUGUGAUCCCGCCAUCACCAGGAGCAGCGGCGGAGGAGGCUGAGCAGGAAACUGGGGAGCUGCAUACGGGCUUGGCUAACGGAAAACGAAAGUGGUCAAUGCUGGUGAACGAGGCUGCUGCUGAUGACAUGUCACGAGCAGAUGUCAACUUGAAAGGGUGUCAAGGAUUCCAAGUUUCUGAAGUCAGCCUGGGUUUGAAUCAUGGGAUUCUGCUGCCAAGCGAAGAUCUUGAUACAAAUUCGAAGACUCCGUCGGAGCCUUUGGAUCAUGGGGUGCUGCUGACAGCUGCGGAUUGGGCUAGCGCGAGCAACAACUUUGACACGUUUGAUCUGAGCCCGUUACAAGGUGCUCCGAUUGGGACAGCAUGUCCAAACGGAGCUCCUGCUGCUCUUCCCAAAUCGGGUGCUCUGCAGCAGGCGGAUGCGUUUCAGCCAAGGGCUCGUGUGAUCGAACCUCCUCAGAUUUGGCCAAUCACGGUGGAGGAGUUGCUCCUUCAGCUGGCAGGGAGGGGUUGGUGA
Closterium sp. NIES-65 is the source of this 1251-nucleotide messenger RNA. NCBI's taxonomy places the organism in Eukaryota, Viridiplantae, Streptophyta, Zygnematophyceae, Desmidiales, Closteriaceae. The record is from the annotation of a GenBank genome assembly.